This is a messenger RNA of Labrus bergylta (ballan wrasse), 957 nucleotides long. The record is from RefSeq and is a predicted model, not a curated record. NCBI's taxonomy places the organism in Eukaryota, Metazoa, Chordata, Actinopteri, Labriformes, Labridae.
CACACAGACCAGUGACAGUGGGAGAAGUGGACUGGUUUGCCUUCAUGAACCUGUGGGAUGAAGGAGUAACGGAGAGAUUCUUUUCUAGAGUUUAAUAAGUUCUUAAUGCAUCAGUAAUGCAGACGCCGAGGUCACGUGACACCCUGCUCUGAACCAUCGGAGCGCUCGCUCUGUGUCUGUGAAUCAGUGGUGGGAAAAAGUGAAGUGAGUUUUUUAAAGACGAGACGACCGGCGUGUUUUCAUCAUGAAUCUGACGCAGCGGAUGAAACUUCUGAAGCACUUUGGCUCUGUGCCCCCGGAGCCUCCUCCCCCGCUGUUGCUGGUGCCUAGAGCAGGCAUGGAGGAGCUGACGAUAUGGGAGCAACAUACGAUCACACUCAGCAAAGACUCAAAAGUGGGGUUCGGCUUUGCCAUAUCGGGGGGGAAAGACAAGCCUCACCCGGACAACGGCGAUACAACGGUGGUGGUGUCGGAUGUGCUUCCAAACGGACCGGCCAUCGGACGCCUGUUCCACAAAGACCAGAUCGUGAUGGUGAACGGCGUGUCGAUGGAGAGCGUCCACUCUAACUUCACCAUUCAGACCCUGAAGUCAUGUGGCAAGACGGCAAACAUCACGGUGAAACGCCCCCGCAAGAUCCAGAUCCCAGCAACCUCCAGACCAUCUAGAGCCGCCUCCCAUUCCAACCUGCUGGACCAGGACCCCCCUAGACGAACGCGACGCUACUCUGAUGGCAGCGACAACAGAGAAGUCGGCCGCUACCGCGCCGGCAGCGCCUCCCCAAACCGUAACGGUUAUGGAACCCUACCGCUGAUGUCAUCGGGGUACAAGAGGCUGCCGUACCAGGACGUUCCCGACAAACCAAUCAGAACAACGCUCCUGAAAAAGAAAAUCACAGACGGUAAGACUUCAGGGAGUAAAGAAAGGAAACCUAACCUUUAAAUGAGCAACUCCCUCUA